UUAUCCCGAUUCAGUUAAACCACUGACACGAAGCACUCUUUGCAAAAAUUGCGAUCUUGAAUCUAGCGAUGGAGUCUUUGCUAGGGUUUAAAGAGUCGAACUCUAACGGCGCCGACGAACAAAAGCCGCAGGAAUUGAAGUUGGUGCCGUGGUUAAGCUGGGAAGAGUGGAGCUCCGUCGGAGAUUCCCUUUUCUCUUCUUCUCCGCUUUUGGUCGAUUCUGCUCUUCAGAGGAUUUCGACUUGGAGGACCAGAGGGUGCAUUCCCAUAGCCAUUAAUGUUACAGCUUCCGUUAUCGAAGUUCAGCAAAAAGAUCCCUUUUUCAGAGAUGAUAUACCAACUAGUGUUCAGUUGUCAGAAGAGAUGUUGGCUAUGCUAUAUUCUAUGGCAGUUACCAGGUUAGUAAAUGGAGUUAUUGAGAAGCACCGCAAGAAGAGCUAUGCUUCAAUAGCUGAGGCAGCUGAGGAACUUGGCCUCCACCGUAUGGUGAUUGAUGUCCGACAUGAGGGUUCUCAUCGUGGCCUUCCUUCGCUUAAAUAUGCCCGCCUUGCCUCAACAAAGGCACUUGAAUGGUUGCAAUCAAAUUACUGGAAGCCUCAAAAGGAUGCUAUUCAGCAGGACCAGACCACCAUAUUUCAAAAAGAAACAAGGGACAGAUUACAUGAAUUGGCUUGUUGUUUGAAAGAAAAGGCGAAUGCCACAUCAAGUCCUUUUCCCAAGGAAAAGCGUCCGAAGAAAAAAGUUACCAGGUCAUUGAAAAAUGUUCUUCGGCUGUAUUCUUCGUCCUCUACUGAAGUGGUGUCCGUACUUUUGGAAAUGUUGGUCAAUGCUUUGGAUUCCUCACAAUCAGUAGAUGGGUCAGAGUAUGCCAAAACACUGCAUGGAUCCCUUCAUGUGGAUGCUGUAUUUGACUACUGGAAACCAGUCAUCACAAAAUUAUCAAAUAAAGCGUCAGACUUUCUUUUUGUGCUUCUUAGAGGAAUCCUUGAUAAAAUUGAGACACUUGCAGCCAUGGAAUCUCAGAUUGGUUACUUCCAGUCUUUUGAUAAUGGACCCGUCUCUCGCCAAAUUCAACUGCUUUCUUGCCUGUUUGAAUGGUUAGCUGUGAAUAUAAACCAGGCCGCAUCAGAAACCGAAAACUCCUCAGAGGAUCUAACCCUGCAAAAGGCGACCCUACCGACAAUUUUAAGCAAAUGCCUUAUGGUUUCCUCUCAUGGAAACAAGCAUCUGAUGGCUUCAUCUGUGGUCAUAGCAAGUCUGAUAGGAAAUAUCCCUUUGCGCGAUAAGCUGAAAAAACUCUUUCUGCUGAGUGUAUUUGAAGAAACAGACCUGCCUAAUGCACAUCCUGCAGAGAUCUUCCUUUCAAAGCAAGAAGAGCUUCUUCGUCAGGCUGCCAAGAAGUUUGAGCUCAUCAAACUCCGAUCACCAAAGGGCAAAAAGGUAAAUGAAAUUCCAAACAAUGCGGGUCCCGGGAAACGACGAUGGGUUGUUGCUGAUUCUUGGAGACAAUGUCCCAUAGGCAUGUUGCCUCAUGCUUUCUCUUCUUCGGGCCGUCUUCCUGUUCUUGAUUAUGAAGAUUCAGAAGUGUCUAUCCCAGACACUAAUAGCCGCAAGAGGGUGGCAGAUUCUGCUAUCGAAUGUUUAGACAAUUCCACUCGUAAGAAAACGAGGGAAGCUGAGACAGAGAAGGAAGAGAGAGAACAGAGCUACGACGACAGUGAGAAGAAUAUGUCUUAUUUGGGCGUCAAAGGAUGUCUGAUGAUUGGAGGAGAGUGGAAGAAAGUCAGUGCAGAUGAGUUGCUAGCCAUUACUUCGUCUGUGAGGUUAUUGGCUUAGUGUCUGUUUGGCAAACAACUUCAACAUUUGGCUUUAGCAUUUUGAAAACGCUAUCUACUGGCAGUGAUCGGUUUAACGUUUUCAAAGUUAAUCCGUACCUAAUCGCUGCUUGCAAAGCUUUUUUGUUAAGUUUAACCAGCUACCCGCCACAUGUGACGCGUGAGGACAAAUCAGACAAGAAAGGUAAAGACGCACAAGAAAAAAAAACACAAUUUUGUUGUAGGCCUCCUCCCUGUGUUUCCAAAGAUUUCAAGACUACACGAGAUUCCAAGUAGGGGUAAGGUGUGCGCACACAUACCCUCUCUGGACUCUCUUUUUUGUCAGAUUUUACUGAGUUUGUUGUUGUACAAGGGAUUUUUUCCCAAAUGACUUUAUUAUAGAAGAAGAGUGGAAGGAUGCACGCCACUAUCCAUGUUUGAUUGGUCAUUCUUUAGUUUUGGUCCUAAGAAAUUUAUACAUUGGCU
Messenger RNA from Cuscuta campestris, 2299 nucleotides. Lineage: Eukaryota; Viridiplantae; Streptophyta; Magnoliopsida; Solanales; Convolvulaceae. The record is from the annotation of a GenBank genome assembly.